This is a messenger RNA of Aspergillus sclerotioniger CBS 115572, 1280 nucleotides long. Its product is annotated as HMG-box domain-containing protein. The record is from RefSeq and is a predicted model, not a curated record. Gene Ontology annotation, biological process: anatomical structure morphogenesis; cell differentiation; negative regulation of transcription by RNA polymerase II. Bases 1 to 1017 code for a protein of 338 amino acids. Lineage: Eukaryota; Fungi; Ascomycota; Eurotiomycetes; Eurotiales; Aspergillaceae. Gene Ontology annotation, molecular function: RNA polymerase II cis-regulatory region sequence-specific DNA binding; DNA-binding transcription factor activity, RNA polymerase II-specific. The transcript has 3 exons.
AUGAAUUCUAUACCUCUUGCUUUGAAUCACACUACUGAAUCCAGCGAUAAGCUCACAGAGCUGCUUUGGCAGGAUGCUUUGCGCCAUCUCGGGUCCACGAACAACGAAGUGUUGCUUCCAAUCAAUGUUAUCGAUAUGAUCGGUCAGAGCAAUGUCGACAAGAUCAAGUCUCGUCUUUGUGCUUUAAUUGGUGCUCCGGUAGUAGCUUUCGUCGAUGAAUCCAUAAAUGCACUCCGUGUCAUGCGUACACCGGCGUUUUCAGGUACAACAAUAUCUGUUGCAUCUCACGAAGUGGCAUCCUGCCUCGAAUUCAAAUCAAUCAAAGUCCCUAUGAAAAAGCAUGAGCGGUCUUCGGUUCCUGUUAAGGCUGCAAAAGUUCCUCGCCCGCCAAAUGCAUUCAUCUUAUACCGCCAGCAUCAUCAUCCUAAACUCAAGGAGGCCCAUCCCAAUCUCUCAAACAACGAGAUAUCCGUUAUUCUAGGAAAGCAGUGGAAGGCAGAAUCCGAAGACAUCAGGGUAGAAUUUAAAGCCCUGGCUGAUGAAUUGAAGCGAAAGCAUGCAGAGGCGCAUCCCGAUUACCAGUACACACCACGCAGGCCAUUCGAGAAGAAGCGUCGAACUUUGUCUCGUCAGUAUCCCAAAUCGACGGCGGAAUACAAGUCGCCGGAUCUCACUACUACCAGCACCGAAACCACUAGUCCUUCGAUUGACACCAACGUACAGAUAGACGAUACUGGGAUUGAGGGAACAAUGAACUUCUUUCCAGAAUAUAACAUGCCCAUUAUGCACACCGGCGACAUUCUCUAUAACGACCUGAUACCGAGCGAUAUGCCACUUCUAUCGGACGAGCACUUCCAGCUGGACCCGGAGAUAUUGGGCUCGUUGAUAGCACAUGUUCAGACAGACUUCGGCAAGGGUACAGGAUUGUGCACACCUCCAUCAACUCACAUUAGCUUCACCGACCGACAUAUUGGCGAGACCAUCGAGUUCUCGGACUACAUUACCGAUCUCUAUUGAAGAAGGAUGAAUCGGUUCAACAUUUCCUUCCCUUUCCCCUUUUCCCCGUUCUUACUAUAUGACUUUAACGGCCAGCAAGGGCUCUGAGGGGAGCAUUACGGACAAUCUCUGUUAUUUAUAAAUACCCAUAUAACCAGAUGGGAUUCGGAUCUCCAUCCCUAAUCUCCUGAUCAUCUUCCCCAUUCCAAUUCAUUCCCCUGGGCGGAAGGAGGACAGGGGGAACCAAAACGUUUCUGUUUCAAAUCAAACCGCAUAUAUGUCUC